This is a messenger RNA of Thunnus maccoyii (southern bluefin tuna), 3301 nucleotides long. It is a transcript of the gene mpeg1.1, whose product is annotated as macrophage expressed 1, tandem duplicate 1. Gene Ontology annotation, biological process: defense response to bacterium. The coding region runs from base 560 to 2716 and encodes 718 amino acids. The record is from RefSeq and is a predicted model, not a curated record. Lineage: Eukaryota; Metazoa; Chordata; Actinopteri; Scombriformes; Scombridae. The transcript is spliced from 2 exons.
GGCAACAAAUGCGUGGAGUAGUUUUUCUGCAUCUUUCUGACAGGAUGUGUCUGAUUUUUGCAAUGUUACAUAGGUGAAAAAAUGCAGUCCUUGAAAUGUGUUUUAUGUGGGAGUUAAAGGACAUAUCCUGAUCAAAGAUUCUCUGUGGUGGUGCCAAGCACAAUUAACUCAGGUUUGUCUGAGUUUGAGGGUAGAAAAUUGCAGGUCAUCCAGUUCUUUAUGUCCUUAAGACAUGCUUGAAGUUUAUUUUAUUAUAAUUCGAAGACAGUUUUCUGUGAUAAAAAAUAAGAUGAGUCAUAACUCACUGAAAGUAUUCAGGUAAACUAUUGCUGGGUUAAACUGGGUUAUUUUACUUCUUUCUGUUCUUAAUAGGUAGCCUAUUGUAUUUAUACCCUGAGGUUAAAAAACUGCAGACAUGCAAAUAAAAGCAAAACCACACCCACCCCUGCCCCUUCUCAAACACGAUGUUCCUGUUUGUCAUAUGAUAAAUGGCAUAUGACAAAGAAGGAGGAAGUUGACUUAAACUUUUUAUUCAGUUUCCCUAGCCCUCAUUUCUGACAUGGUCAUGAUGAAGGCAGCAGUCGCCCUCUUGGCUCUCUCUCUCCUCCAUGUCGGCUCAUCAGUCCCUCUCAGCCGCCCAACCAACUGGCUCAGACAAUGUCGAGCCUCCGCUAACCUCCCCAUCACAGCACUGGAGGUGCUGCCUGGCGGAGGAUGGGACAAUCUUCGGAACAUUGAUAUGGGUCGAGUCAUGAACCUCAGCUACUUCCAGUGCCAGACCACUGAGGACGGGCUCUACCUCAUCCCAGACGAGGUGUUUGUCAUCCCCCACAAGGAAACGGGAGUGGAGACCAGCUCAGAGAUUAUCAGCUCCUGGCUGGAGGAGAAAAGCACGACAUCUAACAGUAUUAAUGCAGACAUAUCCUUUCUCUCGCUGCUGAAUGGCAAAUUUUCUACUGAGAACCAGAGGAUGAAAACUCACCAGAUAAAAGACUCUUCAAGUACAGCCAGAGUGCAGGUUCGUAACUUCAUCUACACAGUUAAGGCUUAUCCAGACUUCACUCUGGACUCCCGCUUUGCUCAACAAGCCAGAGAGAUAGCUGAUGCCAUUGAAAACAACCAAACAAGGAACGCAGCCUUUCUCUCAGAGAAGAUGGUGCUGGACUAUGGAACCCAUGUUAUCACCAGUGUCGAUGCCGGUGCUACUUUGGUGCAGGAAGACUACCUCCGUUCUUCUUAUGUGUCGGACAGCGCGUCACAAAGUUCCACUGUCAAAGCACAGGCUGGCUUAAACUUUUUUGACAAACUCAAGUUUGACAUAAGCAGUCAAAAUACCCAACAGAGCUCAUUGCUUCAAACGUAUCAGUCCAAUAUUCAGUAUUCCAUUAUUCAAAGCCAUGGAGGUGGUAUACCUUUCUAUCCUGGCAUCACUCUGCAGAAGUGGCAGGAAAGUACCAAGAACAACCUGGUUGCUAUUGAUCGGUCAGGAUUUCCUCUACAUUCUUUUAUAAACACCAACACCUUCCCUGACCUGCCACAGCCUACAGUUGGCAAAGUGGCUCUUACAGUGAGUCAGGCCAUACAGCAGUACUACAAAGUCAACACCCGCCCUGGCUGUGUUGACGUCAACUCCAAGAACUUUAACUUCCAGGCCAACAUUGAUGAUUCAUCCUGUGAGGGCCCUGCCACAAACCUCAGUUUUGGUGGUGUCUUCCAGCAGUGUAUUCCUAUUAGCCAAGAUGCAGGCCCCCUUUGUGAGGCCCUGGGCCAGAAAAACCCAGAGACAGGUGACUUCUCCUGUCGUCCGCCGUAUACCCCUACUCUACUGAGAUCAGAAGUGAGACAGCAGGGUUACACCUUGUACCAAUGCCAUAGAGAAAGCUAUGACUGUGGGUUUUGGGGGUUGUUCACUUGUAAUGAAAAAGUGUGUCAACACAACUACUACGUUCGCUCUGCUCACAUCAACACCUACUGGUGCUCUGUAAAUGGAAAGGCCCCAGACAACUCAGGGUAUCUUUUUGGAGGAAUAUACAGUCCCUCCCUCCUGAACCCCCUCACCAACAGCAAGAGCUGCCCCUCAAACUUCAUUCCAGUGAAGUUUCUCUCAGAUGGCCAAAUGAUUUGUGUGAGUAAUGACUAUGAAACUGGCACCAGAUUCUCAGUACCAUUCGGAGGCCUCUUUAGCUGUCAGUCAAGCAACCCGCUAGCAGGGAAUCAACGUCGCUGCCCUCCCAAGUUCAGUCAGCACCUUGCUACAGUCAGUGAUGGGUGUGAAAUUCUUUACUGUGUCCAGUCAGGACUGUUCACAGGUGGGCAGCUUAUACCGAUCCGUCUGCCUCCUUUCACCAUAACUCCACUUGUUAGCAUGCAAGCCACCAACACUGUCAUGGUGAUGACUGAGGGAGAAAAGAGCUGGGUCAGAGUAGGGACGACCAAAAUGUGGAAACUGGCCAAGCCAGAGGAAAUCAAGGAGAUGGUAAGAAGGCUUAAGCUACAUUCAAGUCCGAUGUCUAGUGGAGAAAAGGCAGGGGUAGCUUUUGCAGUGAUGGGUGUGGUAUUACUAGUGGUUGUAGGGGCAGUAAUCUUGCUAAAGAGAAGGAGGAUGCUGUCUGGGUUUAGGACAGCUAGAGGCUAUGUAGAAAUACGUGGAGAGGUUGAGCAUACUGAAGGUGAAAGGGAGACAGAGGAAAGGGAGACAGAGCAAGUUGAGGCAUAAAUUAUACCCUUAGCAUCACACCUUGACGCUCAGAGGCAGAAGUUAAUCUGGUGUGACAGAUUUUGUUUUUAACUUCCAUGUCAGUUUUACACGUCACCCCAGAAAUGUCAUGUAUCUUCCAUUUUUUUUUAAAUGUUUAUGGGUUCCUAGUUUGAAUGAGUUGGACUUUGCAUUUAUUAUUUUUCUUAUGAAAUGUUUAUGUAACCGGUCAGUAAUUCACAUUUUAACUACUGCUAUGGACAGUUCAUUCAAUAGUUUUAGAGAAACAUUUAUUGCUAGAAAUUUUUCCUGAAAGCAUGAUGUGCACCUUAACCCAGUGUGAAGCAUUAUUUUUACAUUAUUGUGAUUUAAGAGUAAUCUGCCUCUGAAACCAGCAAAUGAAACAUUGUAAGGCAAAGAAGUAGUUUCCAAAGGCCAAAGUGUACCAACACUGCCCUCUUGAGACCAAGAUUCACAAUAACAUGUAAACAUUUUUACUUUGCAUUUAAUUAUUUUAAUGCUUUAUAUGAUGUUGUUUGAAUGUAGCAUUCAUAAAACAUUUUUAAAUUAAUUUUUGUAAAUUACAGAUUAUUGAUGAACAUUUUG